This is a messenger RNA of Eriocheir sinensis (Chinese mitten crab), 948 nucleotides long. RefSeq names its product tigger transposable element-derived protein 1-like. Gene Ontology annotation, molecular function: DNA binding. Gene Ontology annotation, cellular component: nucleus. The transcript is spliced from 2 exons. The record is from RefSeq and is a predicted model, not a curated record. Lineage: Eukaryota; Metazoa; Arthropoda; Malacostraca; Decapoda; Varunidae. Bases 1 to 948 code for a protein of 315 amino acids.
AUGAAAGACAGGCUAACCCUGCUUCUGUGCGCCAAUGCUAGCGGUGACUGCAAAAUUAAACUGCUGCUGGUGUACCAUUCAGAAAACCCCAGGCCAUUCAAGAAGAACGGUGUGCAAAAGAGCAAACUCAGUGUGGUGUGGAGGGCAAACAAGAAAGCCUGGACAACCAGGCAGUUCUUCAUGGAGUGGUUUGAGGAGGUGUUUGCACCUGCAGUGAAGACAUACCUAAUAGAGAAGAAUCUACCACUCAAGGCCCUCCUGUUGAUGGACAAUCCCCCUGCACACUCUCCAGGCGUGGAAGAAGAAUUGGGUAAGGGGUAUAAAUUCAUCGCAGUGAUGGUCCUCCCCCCCAACACCACGCCACUGAUCCAACCCAUGGACCAGAAUGUCAUCAUCGCCAGCUUUAAGAAGCUGUACACAAAAGCACUUUUUGAGAGGUGCUUUGAGGUGACUUCUGAAACAGAGAUCACUCUGAGGGAGUUUUGGAAGAAUCACUUCAGUAUCCUCCACUGCCUAAGGCUUAUAGAUAAAGCCUGGGGUCAAGUUUCUGUGAGGUCCUUGCUCUGCCUGGAAAAAUUUGUGGCCAAGGAUUUUGAGGGAUUCGAGCCUUCAGUCCAGGAGUCUGCUGUGGUGGAGGACAUUGUGUCUCUGGGGAGGGCCAUAGGCAUUGAGGUGGACAGUGAUGAUGUGGAGGAGCUGGUACAAGCACACUCUGAAGACCUCACCACUGACGAGCUGCGUCAACUUCACCAGGAACAGCUGCAGGAGGCAACUGAGGAGCUGUCUUCAGGGGAGGAGGAGGGGAACAGCAAGGAAAGAGUCUCCACUGCAGAGAUCAAGAAAUAUUUGCGGCAGUGGACAGAGUUGGGAAACUUUUUGGAGAGUGGGUUCACAGGAAUCACACCAGGAGACGAGUUACCAGACGGUGACUCGUCCUCCGACGAAUAA